Hyla sarda is the source of this 2613-nucleotide messenger RNA. RefSeq names its product TPX2 microtubule nucleation factor (gene TPX2). Bases 207 to 2357 code for a protein of 716 amino acids. The transcript is spliced from 17 exons. Gene Ontology annotation, biological process: regulation of mitotic spindle organization; activation of protein kinase activity. Gene Ontology annotation, cellular component: spindle; microtubule. Lineage: Eukaryota; Metazoa; Chordata; Amphibia; Anura; Hylidae. The record is from RefSeq and is a predicted model, not a curated record.
ACGGACCAACCAGGAGAACGUUGUGACGCUGAGCUGUCUGAUUGGUCGCUUUGGAAUGUGCGACUAGUUUCAAAUUAGUAACGUGCGGACUCGUCGACAGAUCAGCAGCCUGGGCGGAGAGGAGACCGGGGAAUCGGCCUGAGCCGGGUUAAUAUCUUCAAUAUAGCGCUACUGAAUCCAAGCAGAUUUGUUAGCGGUGGAGGAGCAUGGCGCACGUCAUGUCUGACGUACAAGAAAAUUAUUCAUAUGAUGCGCCUAACACGUAUAUUAACUUUGGGGAUUUCCCAGAAGACGAUCAGAAUGCAGAUUCCUGGUUUGAUCAAGUGGCGGAUAAUGAAAACAUCCCUCCAGCAUCAGAUGAGAAUACAGAGAGUUCUGACAUAGGAAACACAACACGGGCACAAACAGCAGAUGGCGUUUUGGGGAACCCAGCUGGUGACAGCACUGACAAGAAACAGCAGAAGACUCCAAAAACACAGGCCAGAAGGUCCUCAAGACGUCUAUCUGCCCAACAGAGAAACAAGCAAAUGGCAAAAAUCAGAGCAGACAGGAAGAAGGUGACCCCUAAACAGGAGGCGCACCCUCCCUUUAAGCGGCAGAGACUGAAUUCAACUAAAAGCAAAUCUUCAGACACCACCAUCAACACUUCUCCCAAGCCGAAGCCCAAGCUGACACAGCCAUCAACCCCAACAGUUCUCAAGAGAAGGAAUAUGUCCUUAAGGGCAAAGACCUCCGAACAACAGGAACUGGAGAUGGUGCAGCAACUUCAGCAGGAGCUUUCAGAAAGACUUAAGAAGAAUGAAGAAUCUCUUAAAUCUGCAUUGGCAGGAGCAGGUCAGCCCUCUAAGAGGAUACCAAUUCAGCCCACGAAACCUGUAGAAAUUCACUUCCACACAGAUGAUCGUAUCAAACGAAAUCAAGAGGAGACAAGUGGGGAGCAAUACAAACAGAUGGACUUCACAUCUGAACUGCGCAAACACCCCCCCUCCCCAGCCCACAUACCAAAAGGAGGUCGCACCAUCCCUAAACCUUUCAACCUGUCUCAAGGUAGUAACAAGAGAAAACAUGAGGAGACCACUGCAGAGUAUGUUUCUACAGCUGAACAAGUUUUGGCUUUUUGCAAAAAGACACCCCAACGCUUCCAUCUGCGCAGCCGGCAGAAGGAGAUGAAAGGUCCAUCACCUGUGAAAAAUGUAAAAUUAAAGCUCACGCACCCAAAGACCCCUCUACUACAGACCAAACAGCGGCAUAGGCCAGUCACCUGCAAGAGCUCUGCCGAACUGGAAGAGGAGGAGUUGGAGCAACAGAAGCAAUAUAAAUUUAAAGCCCAAGAAAUCAACACAAAGAUGCUGGAGGGUGGCGCUAUCCUUCCAAAAAAACCUCCUGUCAAAGAACCCACCAAACCCAUAGGUUUUAAUCUGGAAAUUGAGAAGCGACUGCAGCAACGAGAAAAGAAGGAUGAGGAAGAAGAGGCAUUCACUUUCCAUUCCAAUCCUUGUCCCACCAGGAUUUUGACAGAUGUAGUGGGUGUUCCAGGGAAGAAGGUGCUCCCGACGACCAUACCACAGUCUCCGGCUUUCGCACUUAAGAACAGAGUCCGUGUACAGGCUUGGGAGGAGAUAAAGGAGGAACCUGCACCCAUCAUAAAAGCAACCCAGAUGCCUCACUAUGGGGUGCCGUUUAAACCAAAGCUGGCAGAGCAGAGACAAGUGGAAGUGUGCCCCUUCUCAUUUACUGAACGUGACCAGCAAAGGAUGGAAGAGAAAGAGAGGAAGCUGGAUCAGCUCAGGAAUACAGAAGUUCCUAAAUUCAGGGCUCAGCCUCUGCCUCAGUUUGACCACAUUGCUCUUCCCGAGAAGAAGGUGAAGGAGUUGACGCACCCAGAACCCUUUGACUUGCAGAUAGAGAAACGUGGCAAGCAGAAGUUCCAGCGGUGGAAGCAUCAGAUUGAAGAAGAGCAGAAGGAGCUGAAGGAAAUGACAGUCUUCAAGGCACGGCCCAACACUGUGACCCACCAGGAGCCAUUUGUGCCCAAGAAGGAUAGCCGGAUAUUGACAGACAGCCUUUCUGGUUCCAUAGUUCAAGAAAGCUUUGAGCUGGCUACAGAGAAACGUGCAAAGGAGCGUCAGGAAUUCGAUAAGCGACUGGCAGAGCUGGAGACUCAGAAAAGACUCAUGGAUGAGGAGGAACGAAGGCAGCAAGAGGAACAGGAGAAAGAAGAAAUAAACAGACUGAGACAUGAACUGGUUCACAAGGCCCAACCAAUCAGAAAAUUUAAACAGGUUGAGGUCAAAAGAAGUGACAUUACCUUGACCGUACCCAAAUCACCUAAAUUCUCAGACCGGUUUAACAUCUAGCAUCUCAUGUGGUGUCGGAGCUACGUACAUCACAUCUUGGUGUUCUCAAUAUGUGGGUCAGGUUUUUUUUUUUUUUUUUUUUUUUUUUUUUUUUAUAUGAAGACUUGGAGGAUAAAAGAAAAGUAACUUGUUAUAUAGUGUUGGAGAAUAUGCUGUAAUGAUGUAAAAAACAAACUUGUAAAUACAUGUUUUAAUGUUUCCUCAGUAUUUUUGUUUUUAUUUUAGUUAGUGUACAAUAAAAUGGCAUGAACGGUCU